AUUUUAAUUCACAAAGCUCUUCUGUUUCGGAGGCCAAAAAAAAAAACACCUCACUUGUGCAGCUCUUCAGUUCUGUGUCUUUCCCCCUCCGCUCACACCCAGCCAUGGCGGACUAUGAACGACCGCAGCAUCACCACAGCCACCACCAAGCGAUCCCUAAGGAAACCGCUCUUCAGGCGCUCAACACCAUAAUCCAGCUCCAUUUCGAGAAAACCCUGGAGAAGAAGCGGGCCAUAGACCUCCAGAAGAAGGAGCUGCACAAGCUCUUCCAGCUCUUCUUCGUCUUCCUUGCCCUGAUCUUCAUGGCGCAAGCCCAGUCCAGCCGCCUCCAGUGCCGCCACUGCUGGGUCCCCAUCACCCUCCUCUCCCUGGCACACCUCAUCUUCUACGUCUCGGUGGCCCAGACACUGCGGUGCAUCAACGGGUUCAAAUACCAGAGGAGGUGCCACAAGCUCACGCUUGGGCUGGCCACUGAGAAGCUAAGGGAGAUGAAGCUGAGGAUCAGCAAUGGCGAGUUCGUGGAUGGGUUUGGGGAGGAGGGUGAGUUCGAGAUUCAUUAUCAGGAACCCCCGGAAAGUUACUUUGCCAAGUUCAAGAGAAACUGGGCUCUGCAUUUUGGGUUCUUGAUCUUGAUCUAUGCUUUCAUGGUUUCUUCAUCUGUUGUGCUGCUGUGUUUCUAGAUUUUAGGUAAUUGGUAGGGGAAGUCACAUGGGUUGAAUUUUUUUUGUAGGAAUCAUGAUUUCUUGUUUGGGUUAAAUUACAUAUUGAAAUGGAAACGGAUUUUAGGUAGCGCUGUAAAUUAAGCUUGUGUAUUGAAGUUGGAAUCAAGUUGUGAGCUACUCAGCUCACUAACGGCCUUGAUGUUAUAUUCCUUGAUGUCUUUUUUUUGAACAAUGUUGUCAUGGGAGGGUUCGAACUCGCUCGAGGAUGGAAGGGAUGCACCUCAAGGUGUGAUCGGAGGCGACUCGGUCCGAAUGACCAGGGGCCCAAGUACAGCAACCUUCUCAACUCUCAAGAGUCAAGACCUGAGUUUGAAACUGAGACAGCUUCGUUUGAAGUGUGGGAUAGCAUGGGCAUGAGUGCAAGACUUGUCUCAUUGGUUAACGGCUUUCUCAGCUCAUCCUCAUCAUUACUUCUAUUGAAUUUCUCUCUUCUUCACCAAGAUCAAUGGUGCAUCCGUUUCCUCGAACCUGUUUCGGGUGGUUGCAUCACAUGGGAGUGUUCAAAACUAAUUUAUUUUACUUUUUAUCUCUAAUAAAAUUAAUGCCAGCUA
Molecule: messenger RNA, 1273 nt
Organism: Rubroshorea leprosula
Lineage: Eukaryota; Viridiplantae; Streptophyta; Magnoliopsida; Malvales; Dipterocarpaceae
Source: the annotation of a GenBank genome assembly